Molecule: messenger RNA, 5607 nt
Organism: Zygotorulaspora mrakii
Lineage: Eukaryota; Fungi; Ascomycota; Saccharomycetes; Saccharomycetales; Saccharomycetaceae
Gene: MYO1
Product: myosin 1
Exons: 1
Coding region: 1-5607 (1868 amino acids)
Biological process (GO): actin filament organization; vesicle transport along actin filament
Cellular component (GO): myosin complex; vesicle; cytoplasm
Molecular function (GO): actin filament binding; microfilament motor activity; ATP binding
Source: RefSeq, a predicted model, not a curated record
AUGAGUGCUGAUAACGCCAGUAGCAAUCGCGCCGUCUGGGUUCCAGAUCCAAUUGAAGUGUUUGUGCAGGGAGAACUGUCAGAAACAAAAGUUAUCAAGGAUGCCGCCAACAAGGAUCAGAAAAUCGGACUAGUCAAACUGAAAGGUACGCAUGAAACUAAGCAAUUCGCCAUCUCUCAGAUAUAUCCCACGAAUCCUUCCACAUUCGAUAAGGUUGAUGACAUGUCAGAGUUGACCCAUCUAAAUGAACCUUCAGUUCUCCAUAAUUUGGAAAACAGGUACAGAGAUGAUCUUAUAUACACGUACUCUGGACUUUUUCUAGUGGCCAUCAAUCCGUAUUGUGAUGUUAAGCUGUAUUCUCAAGAGUAUGUCAAGCUAUACCAUGGGUCUCCAAAAGAAGAUAAUAAACCUCACAUUUUUGCCAUUGCAGAAGAGGCUUAUCGGAAGCUUCUCACAGAUAAGCAAAAUCAGUCUAUUUUAGUCACAGGUGAAUCCGGUGCCGGCAAAACGGAAAAUACGAAAAAAAUUCUUCAAUAUUUGGCGUCAAUUACAUCAGAUGAUAAAGAUAUUAGCGACGAUAGUGAUGAUGAAAAGAGUUUCGAGUUGAAAAUCUUGCAAAGCAACCCUAUAUUGGAAUCGUUCGGUAAUUCACAAACUGUCAAGAAUAAUAAUUCUUCACGGUUUGGCAAAUUCAUUAAGAUUGAAUUCGAUGAAAGAGGCAAAAUAAAUGGUGCCCAUAUUGAGUGGUACCUUCUGGAAAAAUCAAGAGUAAUACAUCAAACAUCAUUCGAAAGGAAUUAUCACAUUUUUUAUCAGCUUCUAGUUGGGCUAUCAGAUCAGGAGUUGAGAAAAUUAGAGCUUAAUUCAAAAUCAAUUAAAGACUAUGGGUAUUUGAAAAAUUCAAAUCGCUCGAUUCCUGGUGUUGAUGAUUCAAAAAAUUUUCAAGAAUUAUUAUCAGCUUUCAAAACUGUUGGCUUUUCACAAGAUGAUAUAACUGAGAUUUUCAAAGUUAUUUCAAUUAUAUUACAUAUCGGUAAUAUUGAAUUUGUCUCUGAAAGAUCAGAACAAGCAUCAAUUAAGAGUGAUAUUUCAUUGCUUUGCAAACUUCUAGGUGUUCCAACACAGGACUUCAAAAUGGCGAUAUUGAAGCCAAAGUCAAAAGCUGGUAAAGAAUGGGUAUCACAAUCAAAAAAUUCUACACAAGCUCGAUUUAUAUUGAAUUCAUUGGCAAGAACAUUGUACGAAAAUUUGUUCACUCAUAUUGUUUCAAAGAUAAAUAAAAGUUUAGAUCAUGGUUCAAUGACAGCAAAUUAUAUUGGCUUAUUAGAUAUUGCAGGUUUUGAAAUUUUUGAACAUAACUCCUUUGAGCAAUUGUGCAUCAAUUAUACAAAUGAAAAAUUGCAACAGUUUUUCAAUCACUACAUGUUCGUGUUAGAACAAAAAGAAUAUUUAAAAGAGAAUAUUCAAUGGGAUUAUAUUGAUUACGGCAAAGAUCUCCAGUCAACAAUUGAUAUUAUUGAACAAAAGAGUCCAUUGACGGGGUUUUUGCCAUUACUAGAUGAAGAAUCGAUUUUACCAAAAUCCUCCGAUGAUUCCUUUUUCUCCAAAUUAAUAUCUACUUGGGAUUCCAAAUCAAGUAAAUUCAAAAGAUCAAAACAUUCUUCCUGUUUCAUAUUAACUCAUUACGCUGGCAAUGUCGAAUAUAAUGUUGAUGGUUGGUUAUCGAAAAAUAAAGACCCACUGAACGAAAAUUUAAGUUCAGUAUUAAAUUCAUCGAGUAAUCGGCUAAUUUAUUCGUUCUUUGCCGAAUCGGAAAAAAAACCCAAGGGCAGUUCUUUCCGAACUACCUCUUCACGCCAUAGGGAACAAUUGAAUUCAUUACUAGAUCAAUUAUCCUCCACAAAUCCUCAUUUUGCUCGUUGUAUAAUACCCAAUAAUAAUAAAAAGGCUAAGGAUUUCGAUAGAAGGUUAAUUCUUGAUCAAUUACGAUGUAAUGGUGUUCUAGAAGGGAUAAGAAUUGCUAGAGAGGGUUACCCAAACCGCGUUUUUUUCAAAGAAUUCUUCGAAAGAUAUAGAUUGCUAUCUGAUGAUAACGAAUCUUCGAAUAGUUCAAAAAAAAAUUGUGAAUUUUUAUUAUCGUCAUUACAUUUAGAUCCAAGUCUUUUCAAAGUCGGAAGCUCAAAACUCUUUUUUAAAGCAGGUGUUUUGGCUAACCUUGAAAAUAAGAAAGAACAAAAAUUAUCUGAAAUAAUGCUGCGGUUUACUUCAAUUGCAUAUGGUGUUCAGGUGAGAAGUAAAAUUAAUGAGAGGCUGCGAAAAUUACGUGCUGCAAGAUCCCUGGGUAAUACUUUCAAAGCUUAUAAUAAAGCAAUGGAAGAUCCAUGGUAUAAUUUAUACAUUAAAAUCAAGCCUUUAUUGUCAUCGUCACAAGAUAUUAUGAAAUCCAAAAAGUUUGCGGAGAAAGUCAAAUCGUUAGAGGCUAAAAUUGUCGAAAUAAAUUCCCAAAAUGAUGUAGUUACAAAGGAAAAAGAUAUUAUGGCAAAAGACCUCGAAGAUGUUCGCUCUCUGUUAGCAACUGAAACUGAAAAACUUAAAAAUCAUUUACAAACUUUAAAUGAGGUUAAUAAGAAGCAUUCUCAAUUAGAGAAUAAACUGAACGAGACCACAGAAUUGAAGAAAAAGAUUCAACAGGAGAAUGACAAAAUGGUAAAAGAACAUGAGAGCGCUUUAGCGGAUAUAUUAAAGUACAAAAACAUAUCAAAUGAAGAGGACAAAAAGUUGCAACAACUAGAAGAAACUAACCAACAAUUAACUGAACAACUAAAUAGUGAGAGUAAAUCGAUAUCGGCGAAAGAAGACUUAAUUAAACAGCUGUCGCAUGAAAAAAAUAAAUUGACUGAAGCUAUGGAGGAGGUUAAAAAGCAAGAACACGCAAAACAUUUGGAAAUUGUGGCACUUAAAGGAAAACUAAACUCCUCGGAGGAAGAUUUACAACUAAAGUUGGAAUCAAUUGAAAAAAAUUGUAAUUCGGCUAUGAAUCGUUUACAGAACUUAAUUCAGGAAAAUAGUGAUUUGCGUAAUGAGAUUAGUUCUGCGGAACAAAAAAAGGCGAAUAUCAAUGCAGAAUUGGAGGCUAGGGAACGUGAACUUCAAAGAAUGAAGGAAAGGACAGAACUCCAUCAAUCGGAACUUGCUUCAAUCUCUAAUCAGCGUGAUGACACCUUGGCGGCACACUCUCAAAUUGUCAAGGAAUUGAAAGAAACAAGAGCAACAGUGAUACAAUAUAAAAAAGAUAUACAGUCGCUCGAAAGAACAAACGAAAAAUUGACGCUCGAGCUAUCUAAAAAGAAUGAGAUUACCAAUAAAAGUGAAAGUGAUGACUCCAAAAUUACGGAACUGGAGACACGGCUUGCAGAAGAAAUGGCUUUGAACGCUUAUCUCAAUAAGCAAAUUUCUGUUCAGAGUGAGAAAAAAAGGUUUACCAAAGAGCUUGAUAUCACAAUGGGGUCAUCCAAUGACUCUAAAGAAGACAUUGUUAAAUCGUAUCAAAAUUUGAAAGUGAAACUACACGAUACCAAAAGACAGCUCGAGAGUGAAAUAGAGGAUAAGAAGGAUUUGAUAUCUAGAUUAAGAUUUACAGAAGCACGUUUGGCUUCAUCUUCAUUUGAUUCUCAAAUUGCACACAGUCAAGUGAAGAAGCUCAAAGAAAUCAUAAACGCAUCCAAUUUGACUAUUGAUUUAGACAAAGAAUUCGCACUCUUGAAACCGUCAGAAGUAAACAUUGAGAAACUCGUCUUAGAAGUGGAUCACCUGAAGAGACAAUUAGAGCUAGAAACACGGGCUAGAUGUGAUGCUGAACAUCUCGUAUCGGCAUUACACGGUAAAUUUAGUCAAAUUCAAAGAUCAGAAUCGUCUUCCGAUAUUUUCAGAUUAAAAUAUGAAGCAAGUGAAGAACGGGCAAAAUCUUUAGAGACCAAGCUACGUUCUGCGCCAUUAAAGGAUAAAACAAAUCUUGCAGGAGACAUAUUCACCAAUCGAGAAAGUAUUUCCAAAUAUGCUGACGAGAUUCGUUUCCAUAAACUAGAAAACUACAAGCUCCAAGAAGUUCUGGCUGACAGUAAUAAGAAGAUUGCAGGGUUGAAUCAUGAGAUCAAGCAAUCUAGUACAAAAGCAGCUUUACUUACAGAACAACUUGAAGGAUUACAGAAAGAUUUGGAAGCCACAGAACGACAAAAUGAACUUAUGAGCGCAACCAUUAAUCAACAGAAACAACAAUACGAAGCUUGUCUCAAAGAUUUGCAUCUUAAUGAAUUUCAAUCGAAAGAGUUUUCGAACACAUUGCGACAAGCAGAGGAAGAUGUUAAGAGUAUGGCAGGUAUUAUUGAAAAGCUGAAAACUCAGAACAAACAGAAGGACAAGAUCAUUUGGGAAAACGAAACAAAAAAAAAUGAUAUUGAUAUGCAAUUACAAGAGACCAUUCUCGAAGUUAAAAGGGCUCAAGAAAUGAACAAAAUACUAAAUGCUGAUUUGGGUCAUUUGAAAGAGAGAUUAGCCAAUCAGAAAGAUAACAGCAAAUUUGUGAACGAGAUUGAAUCUUUAAAAGCGGAUGUUAAUUCCUACAUUAAAUCGGAAAGUGAUCUCAGAAAAGAAAUCUCCACUUUGAAGUAUAACUUAGAGACAAGCUCGAACGACUAUGAAGCUAGGGUUUCAGAACUCUUGAAGCAAAUUACACACUACGAAAACAUUGUACAGACUCUGAGUAGUGAGAGGGAUAUGGCUGACGCCGGAGAGAAAGAAUUGAUGAAGAAGCUAGAAGCUCUCAAUCUUAGAGCCUCAAAUCUUUCGGGUACUGUGGACUCCCUGCUACGUGAGAAAUCGCAAUUGCAGACUGAUCUGGAUCUUUUAAAUGAAGCGUUUCAAAGCACUGCAAAGAAAUUAGAACAGUCAUUACAAGAAAGGCACGAUAUGACCAAUAAUGUCAAAUAUUUGGAAGAGACUGUAAAACUUCAAAAAGAGCAAAACGAACGAAAUGAGGAAUUCGUCAAACAACUGCAUUCGGAAGUCGACACCGUGAAGUUCAAACUUAAAGAAGAAAAGGAAAAGAACAUUAACCUUUUCGAAGAAAAUCAAUCGCAAAAAGUGCAUAAACAACAGCAGGCUAAGCAAAUAAACAAUCUAGAAUUACAGCUGGCUGAUACAACUGAAAAAGAUGCUUGGCUCGAGAAAAUACAUGAACUGGAAAAAUUGGUAGCUGAAGAAUCCUCAUUCAAAUAUGAAGAAAUGAAGAAGACAAAAAAUCUUGAGAGAAUGGUUUCAGAGCUCCAACAGAAAAACGAAAGUCAAGUUGAAUUAAUAAACUCCGCUAAUUCUGGCCAGCAAAACUACAACGAGAUCAUUUUGAAGUGCAAUGAACAGAUUGGACUCAUGGAAAAACAGAUCACAAAACAGGAGCUAGACUUGAAAAAAUGCGUUCGCGAUAAUGCGUUUUUCCAAAACAGAAAUGAGGAUUUGGAAAAAGAGCUUGCGUUUUGGAAAGAGCGAUAUAAUGCUCUGACAUCCACUAGGGGUGGUGCCAGAAAUCCACAAACCGAAGAAGUCUAUAUUUGA